GGACUUUCCACCCAGAAAGCCUCUGGUGAUAUUGGUCAAAUGCAAGUGAACGUCAGGGGCAUGCAAAAGACGUGGACAACUCAUGACCCCCAGCCAGUGGAGUUGCAUCAGAGCUCUUCCAUGGAAUUGGGAAUCCAAAAUCAUGACCUACCCCUUUAUCCGAUUUACUACUCUACCCAAAUUAGUUCAUCCUAGUUGAGCCCCUCAACGAGUUUUCCCAUUGGUAACUAAACACUAGCAAUCAAGCAAAUACAAUAAUAUUCGACAACUUGUUACCAUUUGCGAUGAGGUUGUGGUAUUCGUAAAAGAGGCGUCAGCCACACUUGUAGUAUUACAUUCAUGCACAUUUCUUCUUUUCUCAGGGUGAAGGUUCUCCUUUUUUCAGAGUGAAGGAUUGACUUGAACAAACUCUUGGCCAAGGCACUACGAGUAAGAGAGACGGUGUACUGUAUAAGCAACAUGAUGCAAGGAUAAGUCCACCAGGAGUACUAGGCAGUAUAGUGGAAGAGCAACUGUUGGAACAGAUAAUCCUUACAAGGAUGGUACACACGUGCUUUUUCAAUGAGUCCGCCCUUUACGAAUUACUAAUUUAGGCUA
Molecule: messenger RNA, 597 nt
Organism: Trichoderma atroviride IMI 206040
Lineage: Eukaryota; Fungi; Ascomycota; Sordariomycetes; Hypocreales; Hypocreaceae
Source: RefSeq, a predicted model, not a curated record